AUGUUCACUUGGAAUGGAAAUGGACGGGAAGGCUGGCUCAACAAGCAAGCGGAGGGAAUGCUGGGAAAGAAGUGGCAGAAGCGCUGGUUUGUGCUGGAGGGUACAAGUUUGAGGUACUCUCACACUCCAGAAUCGGAAUCUCGACGAGUAUUCGACAUGGACAGCAUUAUGAGCGUGUCUGCUGGUGCAAAGCCCACGGAGUUCCAGAUCCAGGUGAUGGAUGGGCUGAACAAGUUGUCGAAGCUAGGUCCUGAUUCUCCGAGGCAUUCUGACUCUCCGAACUCGAGGUCGACAAGGAGCAUGUGGAACGGGUUGCUUGAUAGAACGCUGUCUCCGCCUCGGAUCAGAGGAGCUGGCUCCACCAAGGAGGCCACGUCCCCAGAGCCUCCUGAUAUUCCUGACUAUCCGGCGCCAUCAGGGAAUGGGCAAGCAGGGUUGAAAGUGGAUGUGUCAAACACCAAAUGGACGCAGCGAACGAUCCACCUCAUGUGUGAGACCGAAUGGGAUCGAGACGCGUGGGUGCAGCGGGUUCGUACAGCGAUGUCACUUCGAAAAGUCACCAAGGACGCGAUCAAGAUCGCCACAGAGAAGCUUGAGUCACAAGAAUUCGAUGAAGAAGCAGGCAUCUCGAUCCAAUCGAUCGCAGAGAGCUUGGUUCGAAAUGAUUCCGAGGGCAUCUAUGAAGAUUUGAAAGAUACAAAGAUCGAGCUGCAGUUCAGUGACUCUGACAUAUUCCCCAUGUUGAAUCCAUUGAAACAGAAUCAGACGAUCAAACAUCUUGACUUGAGAUGCUCAAUGGAUGGUGUUAGAGGAGGCUUGACAGACGAAGCAGCCACUAUGAUCAGCUCAUCCUUGAAGACAAACACAACCCUCACUACUCUACUUCUCACCAACAACAGUAUCAGUGACGCAGGUGCGUCAGCUAUCGUAGAUGCAGUGAUGCAGAAUAUGACUUUGACGGAGCUUGACCUUGACAACAACUGUGAUAUCACCGAGGAUGGAGUGACAGAGAUCUACAGCAAAGUCUCGAUGAUGGGGCACGACAGGUUUCAGCUGAGGUUGCCAGAGAAGGCAUUGCUGCAGCGAGCUAUCACCGGCAACGUAGAGAGCGUCCUCAAAGAAUCGGAAGCAGUCAUGCUCAGCUCUGUUGUCUGGCCCAGAUUCAACCUCGAAGAUCCACAGCUCUUGCAAAAUUUACACGAAAGCUGGGGCCAGCAGGGUCUGGAGUUUGUGACCCCCGACAAGGUCAUGGGGGGAGGGGGACGGUUUCAGUUUGGCCUGCUACAGCAUCGCAGUGGGCCUUGCGGUGUUCUCGCAGCUGUACAGGCAGAGCUGCUCAAGUGUAUCGUGUGGCCAGACGUGCAAGAAGACGAGAACGUGGACUGCAUGGACUGGGACAAGCUGGACAGGGAGGUUCUGGAUGACGUGUCAACGAGAAGCCUUGUGACUGCGAUCUCGUCCAUCCUGUGGCGUGCAAGGCCCGACAAGAGCUCCCGUUGCAAGGUCGUCAUUGUUGAGGACCAGCUGAAGGAUCUGCUGGACUGGCGAUGUUUGCGGGUGGUUCAAUGUUCUACCUACGAUCAGCUGGAGAAGCUGGUGAGGUCUUCACUCGACAUGUUUGUGAAGCCUGGAGGAGUCGUGCUGCUGGUCUACGGAGCUGUCUUGACCCAUGGGCUCCAUAGAGUGUGGGAGGAGACGGGGAACAAGGGUAAGCUGCCUAUGUCGAGCAGCUGCCACCCUCACCCCAAUGGCUACUCGCUAAUCGUGUUGGAAUCGGACGCGUUCUUCUGCGAGCAGAGUCUCGUCAACCUCCUGCUCAUUGGACACGCCACCCCUGAUCUUGAGCCCAAGGCAAAGAGUAUGAUCGGCUUCCUGACCUACACCGAGAACUCGAAGCCUCUCAGUUCCCCGGCAAACUGGAAGGAUCACUCCGUCGUGGGCACGAACUACAAGACCCCGAAGGUUCCUAUCUGGGUCGUUCAUGGUGGGAGUCACUACACCGUGCUCAUAGCGAGAAGCAAGGGGCUGCUGCGCUUGCCUGAGCCCUCCCAAAAGGAGGACCAGGACAGCGUGAAGAUAAGGAAACACAGGAGAGUCCCUAGCGGAGGGAUGGCAGGAGAGUUUGUGUUGGAGCACUACAAUGGACUUCCUCCUUCUGGCCCAAGGCUGUCGAAGCUCUUCAUGUCUUUCAGCUUCGAUCAGGAUGGAAACCCAAUCGACGAUAUGGACUCGAGGAGAAAGUGGAGCUUGGAUCACUCUUCUACGCCAGAGGGUGUACCGAAGGAGAUCGAUGUACCUUGGGGACAAGGCGAGCUGUUUGACAAGCGCGAGGUCAAGGUCGGCUCUGUGCUGAUUCAGACGUCCAAGAGCGGACCCAACGGGCUGGACCUGAUCAACGCUGGGCCAAGAUUGCUGCGUGCUCAUGACACCUCCGACAUGGUGAAGACCCUUCAGUUUAUGAUCGGCAACGAGGACACUGUGCAGUCUGUUCACUGGAGGAGAAACCCGAGCAGCGAGUGGAGACCGUUGGGCAAGGACAUCAGUGAGCUUACGGAUAACUUUGAGCUCCUCUUGUGCUGCUCCGCCGUCCCCAUGUAUCCGAUCCCUCCUUCGCUGGAGACGGUCGAGGUAAAAGGAGGUUUCCAUGUAACGAACAAGAGGGAGUUCUCGGACGGCCACUCCACCGAGUUCGAGAUAGCUCUGGACCCGCAGACGGAGGCCAAUGUUCUCUUCUCUGCGAUGUACUAUGACAGCAAGAAACAUCUUCCUGACAUAAUCGUCCCUACGGACAAGCAUGUGAUUAGGAUAGCUCCAGGGAUGCUCCCACAGAUCGUCAGCAGGCAACUAGUAAGGCUGUUCCAGUGGCUGCUGUGUGAGCUUGUGAGGCAGAGUGAAGACGAGAAAUGGCGAUGCCGAGGCUGCUCCCUCCGCUGCUCGCAGAGCUCCAUGUCUGAGCAAGACUACUUUAACUGUCUGUGCGCAGUCAACGAUCCUGAUUCAGUCAUAUGCAAAGUUUGUCAGCAGCCCCUGGAAGUCAGCGGAAGGUGCCUUUGGCUCGAGUACGGUCGUCUGCCCAUGCAGAUCAAGGUUAACGCCUUUUACCGCAGUCGCACAUCGAUAGCAGCGAUCGUUGGCGACCGCAAGCAUCGCAGGUGA
This is a messenger RNA of Guillardia theta CCMP2712, 3156 nucleotides long. RefSeq lists its product as hypothetical. Gene Ontology annotation, biological process: protein K48-linked deubiquitination. Gene Ontology annotation, molecular function: protein binding; K48-linked deubiquitinase activity; cysteine-type deubiquitinase activity. The record is from RefSeq and is a predicted model, not a curated record. NCBI's taxonomy places the organism in Eukaryota, Cryptophyceae, Pyrenomonadales, Geminigeraceae. The transcript is spliced from 17 exons. Bases 1 to 3156 code for a protein of 1051 amino acids.